CUUCUCGCGAUCAUUUCUCAAUGCGAGAAAAAAAAAACUACGAUGCUAACGGUUUGUUAGCUUUGUGUACUGACAGUUUGGCGUCCAGCUAGAUGGAGGAGGAAACGUCCGACUGCUGUUGAGGAAGGAAGGGUUUCCAGAGAGACUGAGACUGGGAGGACUUCCUGCUGUCACCACCCAUCAUCAACCUCCUCAUGGUGGAUUUGAAGAUGUAGCCUACAAAGCAGAUGGUCAUCUCUGCAGUGGUUCAUCAUUCAUGCCCGAGCAAAAUCAGUGACACCCCUAGCUGUCCAAACGCUGGAGCACUUUGACCCCUAACCAGGACAGCCCAGUGCGUGACUUGGCCAUCCUAACUCUGUCUGUCCUCAGUUGAAGACCCCACUGUGCUCAGCCAUGCUGUUCUCCCUGAGGGAACUGGUCCAGUGGCUGGGCUUCGCCACCUUUGAACUGUUCCUCCACCUGUUAGCUUUAUUGGUCUUCAGCAUGCUGGUCGCUCUGCGAGCUGACAUGUUUACACCCACACUAAGCUGGUGGCUGGUCUUCGUCCCACUGUUUGCCGCCGACGGCCUCAGCACCUACUUCACAGCCAUUGUGUCCAUCCGUCUUUACCAGGAGAAUGAGAAGCGUCUGGCGGUUCUGCGGCUCCUCUGGGUGCUGACGGUGCUCAGCCUGAAGCUAGUGUGCGAGGUGCUGCUGUGUCAGAAGCUGGCAGAGCAGGAACAAGCCAGAGACCUGUGGUUUGGUCUCAUUGUCUCGCCGCUGUUUAUCCUGCUGCAGCUGCUGAUGAUACGAGCAUGCCGUGUCAACUGAGAAGAGGCAGUUAGUGGUUGUGUUUUCACAUCACGGAGCAGAGAGCAGUCUUCAUCUGCCAUUUGAGAUUUAAAGCAUAACAAUAGUGUAAUUUUUCUUUUGGCUCUUUGGCACCUUUUAAAAAAACAAAAAAAUUCUUUUUUUUUUUUUUUUUGACAUGUUCAAGAUCACACCAGAAUCCAAUUUUCUGUCAUUUGAGAUUCUAAUAGUUUUUAAAUUAACAUUAAAUUUCAGUGCUUAUUUGGGUUAGAGUAAAGUAUUUUAGGAGCAGAUAAUCUUGUGUGUUGCUAAAUGCUUAAAUGCACUGUAUGGCCAAAAUUAUCUCCAUAUACGAUUGUGUACAUUUGGUUUGGGGCUGUUUUUUUCUGAUUUGGAGCCAUUAGUUCCAAUGAAAGGAAAUCUCAUUGCUGCAGCUUACUGUAUCUUAGGCAGUAGUUUGUUUUGACUCCACUAUGUCCCAAAAAGCCAGCUGCAUAAAGAGAUGGUUUUUGGUGUGGAAGAACUCGUCUGGAACCAGAAGAGAAGAGGCUCUUCCUUCCUAUGGUUUGGAAAUGAGAACAAUAGAAUGACCACAUACUUUUGGCCAUGUGGUGUAAACAUAUUUAAUGGUUCCUAUUGCUACAUUUAAGCUUUAAUAGAUUCUGAAGACUGAAAGGAAGUAAAUAGAAACUAGACAAUAUUUGUCUCAAUUUUUCUGAGCCCCUUUUUCAUCAAGAUGGAUUGUGACUGUAAGCUGUUUUGUCACUUUUUAAUAAUACAAGGAGCUGGAGAAGAUGUUAAAAUAGUACAUGUGCAUUUGCACUAUGACAGUGCCUCUACCAUGGUGUAGUGAACGGCACACAGUGAGCCAUGAGGGAAAUUUACACCAGAGUUAUGUUUUAAUGCACAUGUGCACACAACACGUGUAGAUUAAAUAGAGUGGUGAAACCUUAAAGCAGUAAUACCAUAGCUUUCAGGGGUAACAGAGCCCAGGGAGCUGCUGCAGCACUGAUGAUGUUUUGUUUUUUUUUUCCCCAAGUAAUUAUCAGCUAAAUUUGGUUAGAUGUAUUAUCUUGUGUUUCACUGUGUUGCCUGUUACUGGGAGUGUUUCUCAUGCAUUGCACACCCCAAAUUGACUAGUAUGUCAGCUCCCUCAGUGAGGCUGGUCUGGACAGCAAGACGCUGGUUCUGAAGCUUGUUGUCAGCUCACAGUCUCACCCUGAUGUAAAAGAACUGAAUGUGAUUUCCACUAGCAGUCAGUUAUGUGCACAGGUUUUUUUUUCGCUGAAAAUUGCUGUUUAUUUGUACAAUAUGUAAUGUUUUUGAUCUUACCUUGUGUACGUACCGCAUGUGUUAUGUAUUAUAUUAUGUAUGUGUGCCUCAUUUUAAGGUAAUUCCGGAUGUGACAUUCUGUUUAAUAUGUAUAUGUUGAUUUUGGGAAGAAAUUCACCAAAUCUUAUUUAUGUUCUUGUUAUGGCACCCUUGUUGUCAUCUGUAUAUACAUGUAAAUAAACC
This is a messenger RNA of Toxotes jaculatrix (banded archerfish), 2304 nucleotides long. It is a transcript of the gene tmem203, whose product is annotated as transmembrane protein 203. NCBI's taxonomy places the organism in Eukaryota, Metazoa, Chordata, Actinopteri, Toxotidae. Gene Ontology annotation, biological process: intracellular calcium ion homeostasis. The transcript has 2 exons. Bases 394 to 810 code for a protein of 138 amino acids. The record is from RefSeq and is a predicted model, not a curated record. Gene Ontology annotation, cellular component: endoplasmic reticulum.